Messenger RNA from Chanos chanos (milkfish), 3878 nucleotides. RefSeq names its product WASH complex subunit 5 (gene washc5). NCBI's taxonomy places the organism in Eukaryota, Metazoa, Chordata, Actinopteri, Gonorynchiformes, Chanidae. The coding region runs from base 222 to 3701 and encodes 1159 amino acids. Gene Ontology annotation, biological process: endosome fission; endosome organization; actin filament polymerization. The transcript has 29 exons. Gene Ontology annotation, cellular component: endosome; WASH complex. The record is from RefSeq and is a predicted model, not a curated record.
GUUGAGGAAGAGGUUAAAUUAAACAUCAGCUCAACAUUAUUAAAAGCCUCGCUUGUGCGUAAUAUUGCUAAUAUACAUACCCCAAACGCUGUGUGUGGCUAAAGUGAAUCGAACUGAUGAAAUAACAACAGACGUUCAGGUCGCCGUCGUCACUGGUGCUGAUGAGACAUAUCUGCUGACUUGCUGAAGUACCUAUCGGACAAAACUGAUGUUUUUCCGACAUGGUGGAUUUUCUUGCGGAAAAUAACUUGUGUGGCCAGGCUGUCCUUCGGAUCGUCUCCAGGGGAAAUGCCAUAAUAGCAGAACUGCUCAGACUCUCUGAGUUCAUCCCUCCUGUCUUCCGCCUCAAAGACAAGGCUGAUCAGCAGAAAUAUGGAGACAUUAUUUGUGACUUCAGUUACUUCAAGGGCCCAGAGUACUAUGAGGGUAAACUGGAGGCUAAACCAGAGCUCCAAGACCUUGACGAGGAGUUCCGGGAAAACAAUAUCGAAAUACUUUCGCGGUUUUACCUGGCAUUUGAAAGUGUCCACAAAUAUAUUGUGGAUCUAAUAAGGUAUUUAGAUGACCUCAAUGAAGGUGUCUACAUUCAGCAGACCCUGGAAACUGUUCUACUGAAUGAGGACGGAAAACAGCUCUUGUGUGAGGCCCUGUAUCUCUAUGGGGUUAUGCUGCUGGUCAUUGAUCAGAAGAUUGAGGGUGAAGUCCGAGAAAGGAUGUUGGUUUCAUAUUACAGAUACAGCGCUGCACGGUCUUCAGCAGAUUCCAACCUGGAUGAUAUUUGCAAGCUCCUCCGUAGCACAGGUUACUCCAGCCAACCAGGGGCCAAGCGGCCGGCCAACUACCCGGAGAGCUACUUCCAGAGAGUGCCAAUCAGCCCCACCUUCAUCAGCAUGGUCAUCGGACGACUUCGCUCAGAUGACAUCUACAACCAGGUGUCUGCGUACCCUCUUCCUGAGCACCGCAGUACAGCGUUAGCUAACCAGGCAGCCAUGCUCUAUGUCUGUCUGUAUUUCACCCCUUCUAUCCUACACACACAGCAGGCGAAGAUGAGAGAGAUUGUGGACAAAUACUUCCCUGAUAACUGGGUAAUCAGUAUAUACAUGGGGAUUACUGUGAACUUAAUAGAAGCAUGGGAGCCUUACAAAGCGGCGAAAACUGCCUUGAACUACACUCUGGAUACAGCCAACAUUAAAGAACAGGCCAGUCGCUAUGCAGCUAGUCUGGAGAGUCUGAGGCCCCAGGUGCAGCAGCUGCUGAAAGAAGGUUUCCUGAGGGAAGAGAUUGUCCUGGACAACAUCCCCAAACUGCUCAACUGCCUGCGUGAAUGCAACGUCGCCAUCCGCUGGCUGAUGCUUCACACAGCAGAGUCAGCUUACGAUCCAAACAACAAGAAACUGCGUCAGAUUAAAGAUCAAGUGAUUAAUGACUCCAAGUACAACCCGAAGUUUCUGUUCCAGUUGUUGCUGGACACAGCCCAGUUUGAGUUCAUUCUGAAAGAAAUGUUCAAGCAGAUGUUGGCCGAGAAGCAGAUUAAAUGGGAGAGCUACAAGAAAGAGGGAUCAGAGAGGAUGACUGAACUGGCAGAAGUGUUUUCAGGAGUUAAACCGCUCACCAGGGUUGAGAAAAAUGAGAACCUCCAGGCCUGGUUUCGAGAGAUCUCUAAACAGAUUGAGUCCCUGAACUAUGAGGAUUCAACAGCUGCAGGAAGAAAGACAGUACAGCUCAUCCAAGCAUUGGUGGAGGUACAAGAGUUUCACCAGCUGGAGUCUAACCUCCAGGUGUGCCAGUUCCUGGCAGACACGCGCAAGUUCCUGCACCAGAUGAUCCGCACCAUCAACAUCAAAGAGGAGGUGUUGAUCACCAUGCAGAUUGUGGGGGACCUCUCCUAUGCCUGGCAGCUAAUAGACAGUUUCACAUCCAUCAUGCAAGAGAGUAUCAGAGUAAAUCCUUCUAUGGUAACCAAACUUCGCGCAACAUUCCUUAAGUUGGCUUCUGCUUUGGACCUUCCCCUGCUGCGAAUCAACCAGGCCAACAGUCCAGACCUCCUCAGUGUCUCUCAGUUUUACUCAGGAGAACUGGUGGCUUAUGUGAGAAAGGUAUUACAAAUCAUCCCAGAAAGUAUGUUCACUUCACUGGCUAAAAUCAUCAAACUACAGAUCCAUGACAUCAUGGAGGUGCCAACACGUCUGGACAAGGACAAGCUGAAGGACUACGCCCAGCUAGGGGCUCGCUAUGAGGUUGCCAAACUCACCCAUGCCAUCUCAAUCUUCACUGAGGGAAUUCUGAUGAUGAAAACAACACUUGUUGGCAUCAUUAAGGUGGAUCCAAAGCAGCUGCUGGAGGAUGGCAUAAGGAAGGAGCUGGUCAAACGAGUUGCCUACGCGCUCCACAAAGGCCUUAUCUUCAAUCCCAAAGCUAAACCCAGUGAGCUGAUGCCCAAGCUGAAAGAAAUGGCUGCCACAAUGGAUGGUUUCUACCGCUCCUUUGAGUAUAUCCAGGACUAUGUCAGCAUCUAUGGCUUGAAAAUCUGGCAAGAGGAGGUGUCUCGUAUCAUCAACUAUAACGUGGAACAGGAGUGCAACAGCUUUCUCAGGACAAAGAUCCAAGAUUGGCAAAGUGUGUACCAGUCCACACACAUCCCAAUUCCUAAGUAUCCCCCUGUUGAUGAGUCAGCCACUUUUAUUGGUCGCCUCUGCAGAGAGAUUCUGAGGAUCACAGAUCCAAAAGUGACAUGUUACAUUGAUCAGAUGAACACCUGGUAUGACAUGAGAACACACCAGGAGGUCACCAACAACCGACUUUUCUCUGAGAUUCAGGACACGCUUGGGACGUUUGGCCUCAACGGACUUGACCGUCUUCUCUGUUUCAUGAUUGUGAAGGAGCUGCAGAAUUUCCUGACCAUGCUUCAGAAGACCAUCCUCAAAGACAAGACUGUGGUGGAUGUCUUCAAAGCCAUGCUGAAUGCAGUCACCCCUGUGAAUAGCGUUGUCGCCAACGCAAACAAAGUCUACGCCAACGCUGUUGCCAAAACUCAGAGGAUUUGGGGAGCAUAUUUGGACGCAAUCAUGAAGGUGGGUCAAAUGCAAAUAUUGAGACAACAGAUUGCCAAUGAACUGAACUAUUCCUGCAAGUUUGACUCCAAACAUCUUGCUGCCGCAUUGGAAAACUUGAACAAGUCUCUGCUGGCUGACAUUGAAGCACACUACCAGGACCCAAGUCUGCCUUACCCCAAGGAAGACAACACGCUUCUGUAUGAGAUUACUGCCUACCUUGAGGCUGCUGGGAUUCAUAAUCCCCUCAACAAAAUCUACAUCACAACGAAGCGCCUGCCCUACUUUCCGAUCGUGAACUUUCUCUUCCUCAUUGCACAGCUGCCGAAACUGCAGUACAGCAAAAACCAAGGAAUGACGUGCAGGAAGGCAACUGACCCAGUGGACUGGCCACCCUUGGUUCUCGGGCUCCUCACACUGUUCAAACAGUUCCACUCCAGAUAUACUGAACAGUUCUUGGCUCUGAUUGGUCAAUUCAUCCGCUCCAUAAUGGAGCAAUGCACCUGUCAAAAGAUUCCAGACAUGCCUUCAGAUGUGGUGGGAGCGUUGAUGUUUCUGGAAGAUUAUGUGCGCUACACAAAACUUCCAAGGAAGGUGGCUGAAGCUCAUGUUCCCAGUUUCGUUUUUGAUGAGUUCAGAACUGUAUUGUGAUGCUUCUGGACACGCCCAGUUAACAUUUUUUGUAACACUUACUUUUGAUGCCCUAAAGUACUAAUGAAUCAACAUUUUUGAUCACAUAACAUUUCAAGAUAACAUUUAACAACUGUGACUGCUACAGACAUGAAGAUGUUACUAAGUGGAUGCAAACUGUUUUAAUAAAUCAUGUUU